Molecule: messenger RNA, 538 nt
Organism: Acyrthosiphon pisum (pea aphid)
Lineage: Eukaryota; Metazoa; Arthropoda; Insecta; Hemiptera; Aphididae
Exons: 3
Coding region: 63-398 (111 amino acids)
Source: RefSeq, a predicted model, not a curated record
UUUGUAAGUGAUAUGUGUAUUUGUUUUUAGAUUGUGAUAUUGUAUUAGAUGGUGAUGAGUUUAUGAGACAACAUACCGAAGUCGAAACUACAUUAAUAGCUUCUGAGGAAAUUACCAAAUUGAUUAAUUUACCAAAUCAAGAAAAAGAGUUGAAUAGUAGAGAAUCACCUAGCGUAAACAACUUCAAGAAAAUAUCAAACAAGGUCAACGAAUCAACAUUUGACACUAUAAGACUUGAAGUCCUUAAAGAAGAAUCAGAUCUUAGAAUUAAAAGGCAGAAAAUAUUAAUUGAACAAGAUGCUGUGAUUCAUAAGAUACGUUUGGAAGAAGUCAAACAAAAUCUUUUAUUAGCUGAACAAAAGUACAAACUAUUUUUGAAAGAAAGUAACCAAAGCUGAUAAAAAAUGUGUAAAAGUAUUUUUCAUAAUGAGUAUUUUGUAGUUGUAAUAAAUGGCCAAGUUGUGCUAAAAUUGUAUUGUAAUGUUAUAGUUAUGAAUUGUUUAUAAAGUUAUAUUUUGUUUUUUUUUUUUAUAUACAA